AUGCCCUUCAUACAUUUGGCUGCAGCGUAUUCUUGUUCCAACACGCGAAUCGAAGACUGCUACAUCGUUUCCGGUGACGAUUGCAUCGCCAUCAAAAGCGGAUGGGACGAAUACGGUAUCAAAGUNCUUGGAAUGCCGACCGAGGACCUUGUCAUUCGCCACCUCACUUGCAUCUCACCAGAUUCUGCAAGUAUCGCCCUUGGUAGCGAAAUGUCCGGCGGAAUCCGCAACGUCAGGAUUGAAAAUGUCACUGCAAUCAACACAGAGUCUGCUGUCAGAAUCAAAACCGCUCGCGGACGAGGCGGCUUCGUCAAGGACAUUUUCGUUCGAAGAAUGUUUCUAUCCACAAUGAAAUACGUCUUUUGGAUUGCUGGAGACUACAAAGAUCAUGCGGAUGAUAAGUUCGAUCCCUCGGCAUUGCCAGAGAUUAAGAACAUUAAUUACAGAGACGUGGUGGCCAAGAAUGUUACAAUGUCGGCAAAUUUGGCGGGAAUUUCGGGAGAUCCUUUCACGGAUAUAUGUGUUUCGAAUGUGAAGAUUGGUUUGUCGAAGAAUCCUAAAAAGUUACAGUGGAACUGUACGGAAAUUGAGGGAUUUAGUAGCGAUGUGGAUCCGCCGCCAUGUGCUUCGCUGGUUAAGGCCGCCAAAAGCGGUGGAUGUGACUUUCCUAAGGAUCAGCUGCCAAUCGAGAAUGUUCAAUUGAAGUCAUGCUCAGUUGAAAUUCCUGCCUUCUCGUAA
Cucurbita pepo subsp. pepo (vegetable marrow) is the source of this 738-nucleotide messenger RNA. The record is from RefSeq and is a predicted model, not a curated record. Lineage: Eukaryota; Viridiplantae; Streptophyta; Magnoliopsida; Cucurbitales; Cucurbitaceae.